This is a messenger RNA of Populus nigra (black poplar), 545 nucleotides long. RefSeq names its product photosystem II 5 kDa protein, chloroplastic. Lineage: Eukaryota; Viridiplantae; Streptophyta; Magnoliopsida; Malpighiales; Salicaceae. The record is from RefSeq and is a predicted model, not a curated record. The coding region runs from base 116 to 433 and encodes 105 amino acids. The transcript has a single exon.
GAGCCAUUCACACUCCUAGAACUAAUAGUGGUUCAAUCCAUUCCUUUACGUGCAUGUGAUUGUCAGACACAAACACUGAGCAACAGAGAGGAAGCAAGAAAUUUGCAGAGCAGAGAUGGCAUCCAUAACCAUGACAGCCUCAUUCCUAACUGGUUCCGCCAUGGCCAAACAGCCUUCUACAACCCCACGUAGAGGGCUCAUUGUUGCCAAGGCCUCAAGAGCCACAGAGGGAGUCAACGUGGAGAUGAAGAACAGCGAAGAGAGCAGCGGUGGGAGGAGGGAUUUGAUGUUUGCAGCUGCAGCUGCUGCUGCCUACUCCAUUGCCAGAGUCGCCAUCGCUGAUGAAGAACCUCGGCGAGGGACCCCAGAAGCUAAGAAGAAGUAUGCUCCUAUUUGUGUCACAAUGCCAACUGCUCGUAUCUGCCGCAACUGAUAAUCUGAUGUUCUAUGUGAUGUUCAUUGAUGUAAUGUAAAAGUUGUCCUCGCUUGUAUGUUUUUAUUGGGGAGCCCUCUUUAUUUCAAAUCUCAUCUUCUAUUUCAUUGAA